Molecule: messenger RNA, 562 nt
Organism: Engraulis encrasicolus (European anchovy)
Lineage: Eukaryota; Metazoa; Chordata; Actinopteri; Clupeiformes; Engraulidae
Product: E3 ubiquitin-protein ligase ZFP91-like
Exons: 4
Coding region: 20-562 (180 amino acids)
Source: RefSeq, a predicted model, not a curated record
UGCACUGCGCGUCGCCAUCAUGGAUACCCUGCGGGACUGGUCCGAGUCCCAGCCGGGUUUGGCCCGGGUGCUGUGGGUGGAGGCGCUGGUGGCGGCCACUCUGCUGGUCUGGCUGCUCUUCUUCUGCUGCUACCGCCGUCAUGGCAACGCCGGCACCGGCUCCACCCCCAGCCUGGAGAGCUAUCUGGCAGCUCUUGUACCAGAUGCAAAGGUGAAGCCACAUAAGCAGAAGAAGAAGAAGAGGAUGAAGAGGAAGAGUGGUGAAGUGAAGGAGGAAGAAGUGAUGGAGGUGGAGGAGGAGGAGGAGGAAGGAGAGAUCCUAGCAACACCUCCUCCUGCUCCUGAGGAGAAGAGGAAACCUCCCUCGGCGCUGAGGAAGAGGAGGAGGCGCCACCUCAGGGUGGUCAUCGCUCCCGAGGCUGUGGAGGCACAUGACAGGAAACAGGCCAUGAUGGAGGUCACCCCUCAGGUCACCCCUACGCAGGGCGGCAGGCGUCUGGCUCGUCUGGAGCGCUCCGCGUCGGAGGAGAGCCACACACACACACACACAGACCUCCUCUAA